GCCGGCCGGGCGCGGCGUGAUGGGCGGUCGCCGCGGGGAACGCCGAGUGUGUCAUCUGUAGACCCAGGGGCCUCCUCCGCCCGCAGACCGUGAGCAGCUUCCAGCCGGACGUCCGCAAGGUCACGGCCAUGGCGUCCUACCCCCUGCCGAUCGCCGGGCUGGUGCUGGGGCUCCUGGGCCUGGCCGGGGCCCUGGGGGCCACGCUGCUGCCCCAGUGGCGAGUGUCGGCCUUCGUGGGCAGCAGCAUCGUCGUCUUCGAGAGGCUCUGGGAGGGGCUGUGGAUGAGCUGCGUGCGGCAGGCCACGGCCACGCUGCAGUGCAAGCGCUACGGCUCCCUGCUGGCCCUGCCGCCCGCGCUCCAGGCCGCCCGGGCCCUCAUGUGCGUGUCCGUGGGGCUCUCCCUGCUCGCCCUGCUGCUGGGCGCCUGCGGCCUGAGGGCCGUCCAGGGCGCCGGCUGGAGCGGGCGGGCCAAGGCCCACCUCCUGGGCGCGUCGGGCGUCCUCUUCCUCCUGGCGGGCGUCUCCGUCCUGACCCCGGUGAGCUGGACGGCCAACGCCAUCAUCCGGGACUUCCGCAGCCCGGCCGUGCACGCGGCUCAGAAGCGGGAGCUGGGGGCCGCCCUCUUCCUGGGCUGGGCGGCCGCCGCGGCGCUCCUCCUCGCAGGGGCGCUGCUCUGCGGGGGCUGCUGCCGCCGCCGCAGGAAGGGGCGGGGGCACCGCUGUCCGGCCCCCGGGCCCCGCCUGCCGCACGCGGACGAGCGGAGGAACCGGGCCGAGGCGCGCCGGGCCUCCACCACCUACGUCUGA
This is a messenger RNA of Phyllostomus discolor (pale spear-nosed bat), 806 nucleotides long. It is a transcript of the gene CLDN17, whose product is annotated as claudin 17. Lineage: Eukaryota; Metazoa; Chordata; Mammalia; Chiroptera; Phyllostomidae. Gene Ontology annotation, molecular function: structural molecule activity. Gene Ontology annotation, cellular component: plasma membrane; bicellular tight junction. The coding region runs from base 129 to 806 and encodes 225 amino acids. The transcript has a single exon. Gene Ontology annotation, biological process: bicellular tight junction assembly; cell adhesion. The record is from RefSeq and is a predicted model, not a curated record.